ACUUCUUCAGAAAAACAAUUGUUCCAGAAGACCUGAAACAUGAGUCAUUGUUCCCGUGCCUCCAAACUGCAACACCAUGCCCACUGUGACUCCUGCUACAGCCGGCGCUGCAGGACUCGAGUGGAGCCCUCUGUGUGCUGCGCGGUCAUUUCCUGUCGCCUCCUCUGUGGAGCUCUCUUCCACCUGUGUAAAGAAGAGGAACAUCUGCUCCUCUGUCCUAAUGUGAGGAUACCCUGCCUCAACGUCGAGUAUGGCUGUCCAGUCCACCUGACCCGCUCCUCGCAGGCGGCCCACCUGCAGGUGUGUCCUGCCAGCGUGGUCUGUUGCUCCAUGGAGUGGAACCGCUGGCCAGCUAAUGACGCUUAUUCUCAUCCAAACACAGACCUCUACGAGAAUCUCCUCAGGGAAAGAGAGAAGGGAGGGGAAGGAAGUCUGGAUGUGGCCAUGGCUCUGAAAGACCAGGACCACCUCUUCCACUCCAUGAAGAUGAAGAAACUUUUUCCAGAGCUAACUGAGAGUGUGGAAGAGGAAGAAGAGAAGAGGGAGGAGAAGAAGAAGAAGAAGUCUGCUGUGGAGAAGGAGGGAGCAGAAAGACCAGAUGAUAGUCGCACCUGGGAGUCUUUUAACAUUUUUAACAUCCAACCCAGCUAUGAAAAGGAGUAUGAGGUGGAACCUGAACAUGAGCUAACCCAAGAGGAGAGGGAGGCUCUUGCCAGGGCCUCCAUUGUGAAGAUGGAGCUGCUGGAGAACUAUAACGCCUGGGAGCAAAUGUUCAGUAUGGAGAUGGGUGGCUGCAGGGAGGCCGGAAGAACAACUUCAGCAGGAGGGCAGAGAGGGCGUAAAGACAAAGUGCUGUCCGCUGUGGUGGAGGAGGACACAUCAGACAUCUGCAUGGGGGCUGCAGCAUCGAACACCUUUAUGUAUCCCUGCAAACAGGAGGAACCUCCUCCCUCCAUGUUGUCCUCCACCCGUCUGGACACUCUGAGGAAGAAGUACUUUGAGUAUGGACAUGUGGAGCCCAUGAAGAUUAUCACUGUGCGCACUUUUAAAGCCCCAACCAGCUUUGCCGCCAAGCAGAGUCGCAUCCGCAACCCUGGUUUCUACAAGAGAGAGAGCCUUGCGGUGGACACCAAUGACCUUGGGGCGGCGCUGGAGGAGAUGCCAGUCUGGGAUGAAGUUCAGGCCUCCCUGCUGUGCUCCCUGGAGAAGGAGCAAAGAGGUCACCUUAUUGCUGAGAGCGUAUGCACAGAUGGCCUGCUACAAGACGAGGGCACUCAGACCUACAGCUUCCUGUCGGCGCCAUUCCAGAGAAACACGUCGCUGGCGGACAUAACAGCUGCAAAGCCACUGGAGCUUCACCUGCAGCUGCAGGUAGAGAGCGUCACCAGUCGACAUCACAAGGCCAGCUCCGCCUUUACCUUCCUCUGUGGGCACAGCUUCCAGCGCAGAGAGUAUGCCAAACAUUAUAAAAACAUUCACAGUGACAUCCAGAUGUGUGUGAACGGAUGGUUCGAGCAGAGGUGCCCGCUGGCAUAUCUGGGCUGCACCUACAACCAAAAGAGGUUCCAGCCCUCCACCCAUGAAGCCACCAUCACUUAUGAUGAGGAUCUGGGCUGCUUCAGUCUGCAUCCAACCAUCACUACCUCUGUAGGUCACACUGCCCAGCCCUCCAGGAGCUCAGUGGACUCCACAAGGAGGAAGACACGAAGAGGAGAUGACUCUUUGAGCUCGCUGCCCUAUGAGGUGCUGUGCCACAUGGCCAGUUUUCUAGACAGCCUGUCCCUGUCCCAGCUGUCUCUGGUGUCUCGGCUCAUGAGGCAGGUUUGCUCGUCUCUGCUGCAGGACAGAGGGAUGGUCACCCUCUGCUGGGAGAGGAAGACCUACUCACAUGGUGGAGCCAAGUGGAGGGUAAAACACAAGGUAUGGCAGUUCAGCACCCUGUUUUCCCCCGUGGACAGUUGGUGCUUCCAGAAUGCACCAUCCAUGUCGGAGCAUCUGAAGGUGUGUCCGUACUACCAGAAACAGGCAACAACAGAGAAGAUUCUCCUGCCACUUAUCCGGGAAGAAGUUCCAACCAGUGCACAGUGCAAAGGCCAAACUCUGGUUAGCUUGUUCCAGAGGAACAGGAUUAUAAUGUAAAGCACUGAGCUGCAAUUUAAUACUUCAAUAAAGCACCUUCAUGUAAUCUUAUCUAAACAAUGAAGCAAAACAAUCAAAUAAAAUAAACCGACUCCACAACAGAUGAAGACAAAGAAGAUUCAAACUGCAGUUAGAAAAUUGGUUUUCAGCAUUCUUUUUGUUUGGAUUUUGUUGUUGUGAUUGCAGUAAUAAAGUCAGUUAUAUUUAUCAAUGCUAAUGUUAAUAUAUUACUACUUCUUCUGCCACUGUAAUAACUCAAAUUGUCUUAAAAAAUUGGAAAUAUGGGGGUUUGUUGUUUGUAAACUAACAUGAAUGCAUUUUCAAAUUAAUGGCUCAUUUUUUUCCACAUUUCUCCAUAAUGACAGGAAAAGAUUCAACUUACAUUUCCCCCUCAAAUUUUUAUAUUUACUACUCAGUUAUAAACGGUUGGGACUGCAUGGACUCCUUUUAAUGUGCUCUGCAUCAAGAGAGCAAAAAUGUAAUUACUACUCAACAUGCAAUGAAAAACAUGAAAAAGAGCUGACAGUUGAAAUGAUUAAUCAAGCAAUUGAAAAUUUAUUGGUAAAUAGUGAGGGUUGUUGAUUUUGUUGCAAUCCUAAAUAAGAAAAAGUUGGGAUGAAUUGUAAAAUAAUAAUUAAAAAAAAACAAUUCUUACAUUUAUUUUGACCUAUUUCAUUG
Messenger RNA from Thalassophryne amazonica, 2817 nucleotides. RefSeq names its product F-box only protein 40-like. The record is from RefSeq and is a predicted model, not a curated record. NCBI's taxonomy places the organism in Eukaryota, Metazoa, Chordata, Actinopteri, Batrachoidiformes, Batrachoididae. Gene Ontology annotation, cellular component: cytoplasm. The coding region runs from base 40 to 2139 and encodes 699 amino acids. The transcript is spliced from 6 exons. Gene Ontology annotation, molecular function: protein binding; ubiquitin protein ligase activity; zinc ion binding.